AUGACGUCAGACGUGAAGCCUGGGUUGUGCGAGGCCGCGGUGGACCGCGGGAUACCGCUGGAGGCGUGCGACGUGGCGGGCGGCGGGACGACCCUGCGGCAGCCGGCGUCGGGGCCGCCGCUGGCGGCGGGGGCGCUGGACGUCACUUAUGGGGCGUCCCUUUCCUUGCGCCCCUCGGACGGCAAGUGGCUCGUGAACCUGGUGGCCCGCCAGCUCGCCACCGGCUGCCACUCUGGCGUGUACUGGGGCCGCAUCGCGCUGCCCAGCAGCGGCGAGCUCGCCGGGCGCGCCAGCCUGCAGGCCAGCGACCAGCUGUGGGCCACCAACGAGCUGUCACUGGCGUACCCAUCGGUGGCGGUCGCCGGCAGCGGCGUGGUGUGGGUGGGGUACGUGCUGUCAGGGUCAAGCACGCCCGCAGGCAUCGGCUUCACGCGAAUCCUUGAAAACUCCAAUUCAUUCGAAGCCCACAUCAACACCGCAAAGCAAGGCACCGGCGCCGUCGGCGUUGGGGCCACCGCCGUGCUGCCCUGGGGGUCGUACACCACUGCUGAUGUCAUCGACGAGACGCUCUUCAUGUGCGCGCCAUACGUGGGCGCAGGCACUGCCGCCAAGCCAUGGGGCGCGUGGAUCACGAAAAUUGACAACGCCACGAUGGUGGCAUCAGACGCGUUGGCCGCAGCCGCGGCGUUUGAGCGAGGGGAGAUUGUGGCGCAGUCGGUCGCACAAGAGCCGGCAGCCGCAGGGCUGCUGCCCAAAGGCGCGACGGGCGCGUUCCUCCAGCCGCGGGCGCACGUGCACCGCGGGCCGCCGGCUCGGCGGUUGCGCGGCCGCGGCGGGGAGGGUGGUGGGGAGCUGGCAAGCCCGGGCGGCCGCCCCUCGCGUGGGUGA
Messenger RNA from Monoraphidium neglectum, 888 nucleotides. RefSeq lists its product as hypothetical. The record is from RefSeq and is a predicted model, not a curated record. NCBI's taxonomy places the organism in Eukaryota, Viridiplantae, Chlorophyta, Chlorophyceae, Sphaeropleales, Selenastraceae. The coding region runs from base 1 to 888 and encodes 295 amino acids. The transcript is spliced from 4 exons.